Thecamonas trahens ATCC 50062 is the source of this 4079-nucleotide messenger RNA. RefSeq lists its product as uncharacterized. The transcript is spliced from 3 exons. Gene Ontology annotation, cellular component: nuclear exosome (RNase complex); cytoplasmic exosome (RNase complex). The record is from RefSeq and is a predicted model, not a curated record. Gene Ontology annotation, biological process: nuclear polyadenylation-dependent rRNA catabolic process; TRAMP-dependent tRNA surveillance pathway; nuclear polyadenylation-dependent mRNA catabolic process. The coding region runs from base 1 to 3963 and encodes 1320 amino acids. NCBI's taxonomy places the organism in Eukaryota, Apusomonadida, Apusomonadidae.
AUGAAGCAAAUUCGUACUGAUGGACGGGCACUGCUGGACGUCCGUGCGGCAAAGGUGACGUUUGGCGAGGUCUACGGCCAGGCAGAGGCACACCUGGGUACCACACGAGUUCUGGCGGUGGUCUCGGGCGAGCUGGUCGAGCCUGCUCCUGAUCGGCCCACAGAUGGCUCAUAUCUGUUCUUUUGCGAGGCUUCUGGUCUCGAUUCCGCCACCGGCACUGUCGAUCAUAAGGCAAGGGCGUCGAGGACUGCCAUCGCCAGCUUUGUGGAGAAGAUGCUGCGAGACUCGGGCGCAAUCGAGUCCGAGUCGCUCUGCGUUGUCGCGGGUCAGUGGGUUUGGGCCAUUCGUGUCGACAUUCAUGUCCUUGAUGACGACGGCAAUGUUCAUGAUGCUGCCGCUCUGGCCACCGUUGCUGCCAUGCUCCACUUUAAGCGGCCAGACACCUCGGUCGAUGCCGCAGGCAACCUGGUUGUCCAUCCCAUGACCGAGAAGACUCCGCUUGGGCUCACCCUCCAUCACAUUCCGUUUUGCGUCUCGUUUGCGUUUUUCAUCCCGCCUGCUGACGCCGAGGCCAGGCCCAAGUCACGGGACGCCAAGCCGCGCAACCUGUAUGUUGUCGAUCCGUCGGCCAAAGAAGAGGCGCUUGCCGACGCCCGGGCCAUCUUUGCUCUCAACGUCCACGAGGAGGUGUGUGGCGUGGCCAAGCUUGGCGGCCUCCCACUCAGCGUGCUCGAGAUGAAGCAGGCCUCGCGGAUUGCCGCCGUCAAGGUCGCCGAGCUUGCCGAGCUCCUCGAAGCCGCCCUCAAGGCCGAGGCUGCGCGCCAACUGCAUCUGCGUGCCCCGACCGCCGAGCCGACCACCGCUCGCCCGUCGUCGGUCGGCACCUACGUCAUCGGCGCCGCCCGCGUCGAGGGUGGCGCCGACGUCGCCGCCGUCACCCAGUUCUCCGCCGUCAACGAGACCCCCGUCGUCGGCCAAGGCAACUCGCUCUUCUCUCAGCUCCCGGCCGCCCAGUCACUCGCCGAGACCGACACCUCGCUCCAGUCGCGCCUCGCCCAGUUCGAGGUCCAGCUCGAGGACAUGGUCCAUCGCUCGGACUUUAUCAUGCCCAGCACCUCGCCCACCGGUGCCUCGGACACUACCGGUGACCAUGCCCACGACCACGAUGACGACGCUGCCGCUGUCGCCGCCAUCGUCAACGAUGCUGCCAACUAUAACCUCGGCGAUGACGACGACGACGACGACGAGGAGGAAGUCACCAUGAUGCUUCAUGGCUCGGUGCUCUCCUCGGUCUUUGCGUACUACUCGGACGAUGCUGUCAUUCAAGAUCUGGCUAUCUAUCUCGAGUAUGUCGUCGAGUGGGAGCGCGUGUCGGAGAGAGUCAAGUCGGCCAUGGCUUCUCAAGGAUUUGUCACCUACUACACAGACUUGGCUCGGGAUGCUCUUCCGCCGGACUGCGCCUCUCGCUCGCUGCUCAACCUCCUCUACGCGCCCAUCGCUCACGUCUUUCACAUCAAGAACAUCAUGGAGCGCCUUGCCCGCGCCCGAUGCGAGAAAGACCGCGUUGCCGCCGCUGGCGCCCUUGCCCAGGCCGAGACCACGCUGGAUGACUCGGGGCCGUGGCCAGCCAACGCCUCGCGCGCCGCCAAGCACAUCAAGACCUCGGGCUGCGACGCGUGCACCGCGUACCACGCAGUCGCGCGACUCAUCGCACGCAUCAACAACGCCAUGGCACAGGUCAAGGCCUUCUCCCUGGUCAUGUCGCUUGCCGCAAAGCUCAAGUCGUCCGAGCAGAGCCUGUUUGAGCACGGCAUUGUCGACCGCCGCCACAUUCUGUCCGGUGACGUGCUGCGGUACAAGGGCGUGGUGGCGGCACCGACCGAGGCGGCAGCCGGUGCCAGCGGAGACCUUGUCCCUCCGACCAUCACUGCUCCGUCGCCUACCCCGUCGCUCUCCCGCGACGACAUGCCGGUCGAAUCGGACACCGAGCCACGCGGCGAGAGCAGCUCGCCACCACCGGGUGUCUCGCAGCUCUCGAUUACCCACGACGCCGUCUCCGAGACGACGUCGCGGCGCGGCUCGGUGAGCUCGCUGUUUGGCGGAGGUGGAGCAAGCCCGGGCGUGAGCGUGAGUGGGCCAGCAACGCCGGCCUCGGGGCGACGCAGCUCCGACUUUGGUCGGCUCCACUCGGUGCUGGUCGGCGGCGCGUCGCCACUCCCACAGUCCACAGCGUCGAACCCGCUCAAUGCCUCCCUCGGCUCGGCGAAUUUGUCGGCGGCGCCCAAGACCUCCGGGCGCCUCCUCACUACAACGCUGCACAUGUUCAGCGACUGCAUCCUCACCGAGACCAAGGGCAAGCGCGGCAAGACCGUGGUCGAGAUCCUGUGCUCGAUGUCCGCCAUUCGGGUCUUUCCUUCCCAGACCAACCCGUGCGAGUUUGUGGUCCGCCGCAUGGUCCGCGGACUGACCUUUGAGGACAUUCACUUUCAGGCACGGGCGCCAGUGGUUGCCGCCGACUGGGUAGCCCGCAUUCGAUCAGCCAUCCAGGACGAUUUCGUGCUGUACGCACCCGAGAUUGUGACCCGAGCCAUGCCUGCCGAGCCGCCGCUCCUCUCGCCGACUGUCUCCUCGCCGCGAUCACCAGACGGCUCGGUAUUUUCCGGACUCGUCUCACCCAAGUCGCCGGCCCAGGCCAUGGCCGACGCUGACGCGUCGGCGCAAAAGCUCAAGGCCUCAACCGACGCCCGCAUCGCGUCGCUCAUGUCGGUCAUUGCCAAGCUCCGCGCUGAAAACGCGGCACUGGCGGCCGAGGUGGCUGAUGCUAGCGCUCCGGUCGCCGAAAUGGCGAGCGGAAGCACAAGCAUGACCGAGAGCGAGCACAACGCGGCUCUGGCGUGGCGAACGAGAUACGCCCACGAAGUCCGCGCCAAGCGCGCGGCGCUCGAGGAGCUGGCAUCAGUUCGCGAGGCGCUGGCACGGGCGCAAGCGUCGGUGGCGCGGUCCACAGUGUAUGCGCGCGACGAUCUCGACGAGCCGCGAUCAGUCAUUGCCAAGCUGCGGCUGAAGCUCGAUGCACAGGAGCGGCAGUUGGCUGCCGCAUCGCGGAAGGGCAAAGAGCUGGCGGCGGCCAAGGCAUACUCGGACGACGAGCUCCAACGGCUGCGGCUCGAGUGGGCCAACAUCGAGGCCGAGCAGGCCCGGCUGACAAAGGCGCAAGCCGAGGUGGCGAGCAUGGCCGGCGCCGCAGCCGAGCGCGACAGACUCGCCGAUGAACUGCAGGUAGUGACUCGGCAAGUGGCGCAGCUGCAGGCCGACGUCAUGGCCGCGCGCGAUGCCGCACGGACGGCUCAGGCGUCGGCGGCGGUGCGCGAUGACGCACAACAGGCCACCGAGCUCAAAAUUGACAGGGCAGUCCGCUCGCUGCGGCGAAACGAGGAGCUGCUCAAUGAGCUACUGGCAGCCGGCCACACGCCUGCAGCGGCGGUGGUCGAGCAAGCGUACGCCGAGGUCCAGGCGGCGCGGGAAGACAUGACGUCGAUGCCCGGGGUGAGCGCGCGGCUCGGCGACUCGCUGGCGUCGUCACAGAUGAUGAUGCCGUCGCCGCGGACGCCCGGCGGGCGGCUUGCGUCGCCGGUGCGGUCUGCGCCGUCGACUCGGCCGCGUCUCCACCAGACCGCCUCGCUUGACGACCUCUAUGCACAGUUUGAAGUGCUCGAGGAGGAGAACGCUUACCUAGUCCGUGAGCGGAGCGCGCUCUUUGCCGAGCUCAACUCGUCGCGCGACUCGCUGGCCAAGCUCGAAUCGACCUUUGACGCACUCCUCGAUCGCAAGGACUCGGAGGUUCGCACAGCCCACGCCGCAGCAGAGAGCCUCUCAGGCCAGGUCGCGCAGUGGAAGCGGGCGUUUGAGGCCGCAGUCGGCAGUGGCAGCCCCGGUUCCGGGAGCAGGGGUGAGUACAGAUGACGCUACUCAUCGUGGGUAGCGAGAGCGUGGUAGGCUGAACGUGUGCACCAGUAGCAACAGAGCGUUCUGGUGAUGAGGGUGAGAUACGUACUCGGCCGCGCACCACCAGUGGGCGA